Centrocercus urophasianus (Greater sage-grouse) is the source of this 1667-nucleotide messenger RNA. Its product is annotated as 1-aminocyclopropane-1-carboxylate synthase-like protein 1. NCBI's taxonomy places the organism in Eukaryota, Metazoa, Chordata, Aves, Galliformes, Phasianidae. Gene Ontology annotation, molecular function: pyridoxal phosphate binding; transaminase activity. Bases 1 to 1563 code for a protein of 520 amino acids. Gene Ontology annotation, biological process: amino acid metabolic process; biosynthetic process. The record is from RefSeq and is a predicted model, not a curated record. The transcript is spliced from 14 exons.
AUGGACAAAGCAGCACCGGGGCGGGGCCAUUGGCCGCGGAGCUCCGAGCCCGAGGAUGAGCGGCGGCGGCGGCGGCUUCCCGGCGCGUCCCGGCCCGGCGCUGUCUGCCCGCGGUGCCCGCAUCGCCGCAGGCGUGCCGGGGCUGCUGGACGGGGGCUUCGCCCUCUACGUCUCCGAUCCCUUCGACCGGGAGCGCAACCCCGAGGUGCGGGCGGCGGCCAGGGGGCUGCGGGGAAACGGCGCUCUGCCGGUGUGGUUCAGUGUCGUCUCUUCCAGGGCAUCGUGAACCUGGGGACCAGCGAGAACAAGCUGUGCUUUGAUUUGAUAGAGGAGAGACUCACACGGCCUGACAUGGACUGCCUGCAGCCCGAUCUCUUCCAGUACCCUGACACGCAGGGUGCGAGGAGCUUCAGAGAAGAAAUUGCCAAAUUUCUGACUCACUAUGCCAGAGCCACAAAAGAACUUAGACCAGAACAUAUCACUGUCAUGAAUGGCUGCUGUGCAGUUUUUGCCACUCUGUCAACUGUGCUGUGUGAUCCUGGUGAUGGAUAUCUUAUUCCAGCUCCUCACUAUGGUGGUAUAAAUUCAAAAAUGUGGCUAUAUGGUGGACUGCAGCCCGUGCAUGUGCCCUUGUCCAGUGAGGUGACUAACGAAGAAACUCACCCUUUCCAGUUAACAGCUGAAAAAUUAGAAGCUGCACUACAGAGAGCUAAAAAGCAGGGCAUCAGAGUGAGAGCAUUAGUCCUCAUCAACCCUAACAACCCCUUAGGGGACAUUUACCCAGCGCAGUUACUGAAGGAAUGCCUUGACUUUGCACACAGACAUGAACUGCAUGUAAUAAUGGAUGAAAUCUACAUGCUGUCUGUUUAUGAUGAUACCCCCUUCACCAGUGUUCUUAGCUUAGAUAGUUUACCAGAUCUUGAACGAACACAUUUCAUGUGGGGUUUUAGCAAGGAUUUUGGUAUGAGCGGGAUCAGAGUUGGGGUACUGUACACCAGAAAUCAUGAAGUUCAGAAAGCUGUGAAUCAACUAGCUGUCUUCCACAGCUGUCCUGGGCCCGUUCAGCAUGUUCUCACUCAAUUCCUUAAGGACAGAGAUUGGUUGGAUAAUGUGUUUUUUCCCACCAACAAGAAGAGACUUAAGGAAGCACAAAAUCUUCUUGUGGAUGGACUUGCAGACAUUGGAAUACCUGUGCUGAAAAGUUCAGGAGGACUCUAUGUGUGGGCAGACUUCAGAAAAUUCUUAAAAUCACAGACAUUUGAAGCUGAACUCGAACUAUGGCAGAAGCUCCUUGAUAAGAAACUCCUGAUUAGUCCUGGAAAAGCUUUUUAUUGUUAUGAACCUGGAUGGUUUCGGCUAGUUUUCUCUGAUUCUGUGAAUAAGAUUUAUUUAUGUAUUGAGAGACUUCAGCAAAUGCUGCAUGCUGAUGAUGCCAAACCAGUUGUAAACAACACAUCUUCUACUGCAGACUCUUCAUGCAGCCCAGAAAAAGAUUCUUCUGGCAUACCAUCAAAUACACCACGAGAUGAUGCCUCCCAGCUAAAAAAUAUAUUUGUUUUUUAAAUUUAUCUGUGUGUUUAAUUACUGAUGAAAUUUAGCAUGCUUAUGUUUACUAAAGGAUUACAUUACUUAGGUAUUUUUGGCUGUAACAUUGCAUAACAGCCUCA